AUGGCCACCGCGCGAGCAAUACGCUUCGUCGCUUCAAGACCAUCCACCAGCCCCCGCAGCCUCGCAGCAGGGCGCCGCCGCCUCCUGUCGUCCACCUCGACAGAAGCAGGUGGCGCAGGCGAUCAGUCGGUGCACUCCGGCGGCCCGCCGAGCGACGACUACCCCGACCGUCCCCCGAAGUUCUCUGGCGCCGAGGAGGCCACCGGAGGCGGCCAUGGCAAGAAAAACCCGUCGACGGCAGCGGCACCGCCUUCGGAACCUACCAAGGACCGUGUCCCGCCGUUCGCUCCGUCCAGCCAGCUUGGGUCUCAAGAACUCGCUGACCCGGCGGGAGGCCAGUCGUUCACGCAGAAGCGGCGGUGGUCAUCCUCAUCCGGACGAACCGACUCGCGCGGCGAGGCGACGCCCGGAGACGCGGAGGCGGCGGGGCGGAAGGUGAGGGAGGACAGGGAGUACUACCGGACGCACAAGCCGUCGCCCAUCGCGGAGGUGGAGUUCGCGGACACGAGGAAGCCGAUCACGCAGGCCACGGACGGCGGCGCCGGCGCGGAAAGCUCGUCGGGCGUCCCCGGGAAGAUGGUGGAGGACACGGUGGACGACUCGCUGGCGCGCGCCGAGGCCAUGUUCCGCGAGGCCCGUCGCGGGGAAACCCCGAGUGGCCGCACUCGCGCGCGCUCGCGGAGAUGCUGGCGCGGCGCCGCGGCGAAGGGAGCAGGGGCACUGCGCCUUGGGGAACCUGAUCCGCGGAACUCAUAAGUGCCGUACGUACUUGUCGCUCUAUGUACAAGGACAGUUCUACUGGUUCAAAAAAAGAAGUACAGUUUUACGGUAGAACUGUUCUCGUCUAAAAUCUUGGGAUGUAGACGUCCGUCUAACUCCCAUAUAUAAUAACAUAUAUAAUAACGGUGUUUAGUUGGAGAAAUAAAAAUUUUUGAGUAUCGUAUCAGAUGUAUCAGACGUACAUAGAGGUUUUUGGACAUGAAUGAAAAA
Messenger RNA from Oryza brachyantha (malo sina), 990 nucleotides. RefSeq lists its product as uncharacterized. Lineage: Eukaryota; Viridiplantae; Streptophyta; Magnoliopsida; Poales; Poaceae. The record is from RefSeq and is a predicted model, not a curated record.